AUGGCUCCAGCCAUUCUCGACAAUCUCCGUGGCCGAGAUGACAAAGCGGUAGCUCAGGCUGUUGAGACUGAAGCUGCUCCUGAAAAGGAAUGGGGCGUCAUCGUUCAGGGGGCCAAGGAGGCUACCGACCUUGAGCACUCUCAAGGCAUCCUCGAGGCUGUUCGUGUACAGUGGAAAGGAGUUGCCUGGGCUUCAUUCCUUUCCCUCUCGAUAGCAAUGUACGGAUAUGACAAUGCUCUCAUCAACAACUUCUACGGUUAUCCAGCCUUUCAAAAAGCGUACGGCAUACCCGUCAAAGAUGGUUACCAGGUCCCCGCGAAAUGGCAAACUGGCCUAUCGCAAGGGAGUAUCUGUGGUAUCAUCCUCGGUGCUACGUUCAACGGCUUUCUCUCGUCAAGGUUCGGUUACAAGAGGGUUAUGCUGGCCGGUCUUGUUCUCAUGACCGGCUUCGUUGCUAUUCCGUUUAGCGCCCAAAACCUGGAAACGCUACUCGUUGGAGAGAUUUUCUGUGGUAUGGUCUGGGGAACAUUUGCGUCUAUUGGACCGGCAUACAGCUCAGAGUGUCUUCCGAUUUCGCUGCGUGGCUUCCUUACAAGCGGUGUCAACAUUAUGCAAAUCAUCGGCCAGCUUAUAGCAAUCGGCGUUCUUGAUGGCCUUGUCGGUUUAGACUCGCAGUGGUCCUACAGGAUUCCAUUCGCUAUUCAAUGGGUUUGGCCACUUCCGCUCUUCAUUGGAUGUCUCUUUGCUCCAGAGUCUCCUUGGUAUCUCGUUCGCAGAGGUCGCAUCCAGGAAGCUGAACACAGCAUUCGCCGCUUGAGUUCCAAGAGCGAUACAAAGAUCAAGGAACAUUUGGCCAUGAUCAUCCAUACCGUAAACUACGAAGAAGAAAUACGAACAGGGUCAUCCUAUAUUGACCUAUUCCGAGGCAGCAAUCUUCGUCGAACUGAGAUUUGCUGUAUGGCAUUCGCUGGUCAGGUCUUCAACGGUAUCUUUAUGAUGAAUCCAGGCACAUACUUUUGGGAACAAGCCGGUUUGUCCGCCAAAAACAGCUACAAGGUUUCCGUGGCUGCUACCGCUAUCGGACUGCUUGCAACUGCUAUUGGAUGUGUUCUUAUUGCCCAUCUGGGCCGUCGCAGUCUCUAUCUUUGGGGCAUGUUUUUCAUGACCAUAGUCAACAUCCUCAUUGGUAUCUUGGCAACAGUUCAUGCCAACGAGUCAACCAAAUGGGGACAAGUCGCUCUAACCAUCCUAUGGGUAUUCUGUUACGAUAUUUCAGUUGGCCCAGCAGCUUACGCAACAUCGAGUGAGGUCUCUGCCGUCAGUUUGCGGGUCCAGAGUGUUGCUGCUGCGAAGAUUGCACACCAACUUUUCGACAUCAUUGCAGCAGUUCUCGAACCGUAUAUGAUCAAUCCCACAGCUUGGGGGUGGGCUGGUAAGACAGCCUACUUCUGGGGCGGAACCUCAGUGCUUGUGACGGUGUGGGCGUUCUUCCGCUAUCCCGAAACAUUUAAGCGAUCGUACGAAGAGUUGGAUAUUUUGUUUGAGAGAGGAAUUUCUGCUCGCAACUUUCGCAAGUACGAGGUGGAUGCAUAUGACGUUGAGGGUGAACAAGUUCAUGAGAAGACCGGUUGA
Messenger RNA from Trichoderma aggressivum f. europaeum, 1632 nucleotides. RefSeq lists its product as uncharacterized. Bases 1 to 1632 code for a protein of 543 amino acids. The transcript has a single exon. Gene Ontology annotation, molecular function: carbohydrate:proton symporter activity. The record is from RefSeq and is a predicted model, not a curated record. NCBI's taxonomy places the organism in Eukaryota, Fungi, Ascomycota, Sordariomycetes, Hypocreales, Hypocreaceae. Gene Ontology annotation, cellular component: membrane. Gene Ontology annotation, biological process: carbohydrate transport; transmembrane transport.